GGGAGAGUAGCAAAUAACACAAAUUUAUUCUCUGCGAAGCAUUUAUUAAAAUAGAAAUAAAUUGUUGUUGCACAAAAAGCAAUUUUUUAAUAUGCUCAUAUAUGUUGGCAGACGGGACCAAGGCCAGAUUAGUGGUUCCGCGAUUAACGUGAAAGCAACACAUACCAAAAAAUAAAAAGGAAAAAAUACCUGUUCUAGCUUGCGUGUGUGAAAAUCAAUAAGUAAAACUUCCUGGAUUACCCAUGGAAAUUGUUCGGUAAUGUGUGCCCAGAAACAAUUAUUCAGGUGUCUUUCCAAACACAAUUCCACCCAAUAAUGGCUGUGCCAAGUUUCACUCUGGUCAAUGGACACAAAUUUCCACUUGUUGGAUUAGGAACUUUCACAGUAACAGACGAAAAAGAUCUAGAAACAUCCCUAAACGAAGCCCUAAAAGCCGGCUACAGGCACAUCGACACUGCUUCAGCUUACUUCAAUGAGCACAUAAUCGGUAGAGUCCUGAAAAGUUGGUUCGAUUCAGGGAAAUUGAAACGCGAAGAUCUUUUUGUAACAACAAAAUUAGCUUCUGCAGGAGUCCAUCCUGACCGAGUAGAAGAAGACAUUUUAAAAUCCUUGGAACAACUUCAACUCGAUUAUCUUGAUUUAUAUUUGAUUCAUUUUCCUGUUUGCGUACAAGCAGGAGGUGCUUCUAAGAAUGAUCCUUCAGCUUCGGUAGCCCAACCCACAGAUCAUGGAGCAGUUUGGAAGAAACUUGAAGAGCAAGUUGAACUUGGCAGGACAAGAGCCAUUGGGGUGUCAAAUUUCAAUAAAGACCAAGUCAGUAGGUUAGUUAAAACUGCCAAAAUCAAGCCAGCAGCCAAUCAAGUUGAACUUCAUGUGUAUUUACAACAGCCAGAAUUGGUGAAGUAUCUUAAAGCUAAUGGAAUUUUGCCUAUAUCUUAUGCUUCUCUAGGAAAUCCUGGUAUAAAUGAGUUUUUGGUUAAACAAGGAAGACCGCCACGUCCAGGGAGCACAGAGCUCCUAGAAGAUCCAGUAAUCAAGAAAAUUGCUGCCAAACAUGGAAAAUCUUCAGGGCAAGUGUUGUUAAAAUUUUUAGUCCAAAACAAUAUCGCUGUCAUACCAAAAAGUGUAACUCCAAAAAGAAUUCAGGAAAACAUUAAUUUGUUUGAUUUUACUUUGGAUGUCGAGGAUGUUAAAUUAUUGACUGGUCUGGAUAAAGGUGAACAAGGAAGACGUUAUCUAAUGAAUUUCAAUCAAACCGUUUUGGAUCAUCCAGAGUAUCCUUUCCCAAAAGUACAAAGAGAUAUCUAACUAAGCAAACAAAAUAAGAUUUUUUAUUUUGGAUUAUUGUAUUAAUAAUAAUUCUAUAAAAUACACUAUUUAUUAUUAUUGAACUGCAACAUUUUCCUCCUCCUUAUCUAGCCCAUUGAUUGUAGAACUGAUAUUUUCUUCAACAGUUGCAUUUAAAUUGUUGGUAACUUGCUCUGUUUCUGGCUGCACGCUUACCCCAUCUAAAUCCUCAACUUGCUCUGCAGUUUCUUGUUGCUCGUAUCCCAAUUGCUCUUGUAAAUCUAUGAUUUUAUUUUGAUAAUCAUUAUAUUUUGUUUGUAAGCCCUUCUCUCGUUCUAGUUGUCUACUAACAUCUUCUGUUAGGCCUUGGAUUCUUCUUGGUAGCGCGUUUCUCUCUUGUUCUUGUAAAAAUUUAAAUGUUUUCAAUUCUAAAUUGGCUUGAUCGAUGUUUUCGUAGGCGUCGGUUAAUUGUUUUAUUAAACUUUGAGCUUUCGACUGAUAUCCUCCAGUGAGGAUUUUCAAUUUUUUUUCCAUUCUGGCAGCUUUUUUGGCUUCUUUGGCCAUGUGGGCUCGGUUUUGUUCCAAACGUUUUUCGGCCGACUCCAAACGAUCUUUUUUGCUGGCUAAAUUAGCUCUCGUGUAACGAUUCUGAUUAGGCAAAAACAACACUUGACCCAAACAUUCUUCCCAAACUUGAGUGUAAGCGUCCAUCGGCAAAUCUCCGUGGUUCAUGCCUUUUUUAACUACUUCCAUUUCCUUUUUCAACAUUUGCUUUGCCGUUUCAAGUUCUUCAGC
Molecule: messenger RNA, 2082 nt
Organism: Ceutorhynchus assimilis (cabbage seed weevil)
Lineage: Eukaryota; Metazoa; Arthropoda; Insecta; Coleoptera; Curculionidae
Source: the annotation of a GenBank genome assembly